CUUCUACGUUUCUCCAAUCGCAGCAUGGACAUAACCAUUGCACAGCUAAGUGAGCAUUACGUCUUACUCGCUUUGCCCACUGAGCUAUGGCUCACCAUAUUCGAGCAUGUGGUUACUUACAACACGCACAUUUUCAACCAGUCUCUCAAGUACAGAAGAGAACGAAUGCGUGAUUUACAGAGACUGCAAUAUGUAUGCAGGUCAUGGAAGGACUUGGUAGAGCCACUUGUCUACCGCAAUGUAUCGAUCGACGGCAACAACGAUCUAGCAUCCAAUCGCGUCACAGCUUUGGCCCAUCUUCUUGACCAUCCUACUGAUUCCGAUGCGCCGAAAGCUUCUUGGGUGCGCUCAUUCUGGAUCCGAAGAGAUGAGGGCGAAAGCCCUACUGAACCAACCCUGAUGGCGUUGCAAGCUGCACUGCCCACUCUGCUCUCCCGCAUGACGAACUUGAGCGAACUGUUUUGUCGUACUGAACUCCAGUGUCCGCAAAUCGCAGCUAUUUUACGCUCCCACGGCUCACAACUUACAAAGCUGUCUAUAAACAUUGGAGGUCGCCCCGUCCGUAUUCAGGAAGCGCUCCCCCUCCUAAAACACUUCACGGCCCUCAGAGACCUCCACCUCGGGGUUAGUGGCCGAACGCGCAACUUGGACGAUGUUGAACCAUCUGACUUUCCACAUCUACGCUUGAUUGAGCUGGCUGCAGAGUACGCCACUAACGAGCUACUAGGCUGGCUCACACACUCGGCUAUGCCCAAGCUUUCGGCUCUUGCAAUCUGGAAGCCGCACGAUAUCUGGAGGGAACUGAGGAAUUUGCCUGCUUUCAUGGCAAAGCACGGUGCCGGCUUGAGGACGCUGCAAUUUGAUGAUAGCCAACUGGCCAACAUGUCCGAGAUCUUUGAUCAUACAUCCUCUCUGGAGGUGUUUGAUACUUUUGAUACCAGAGGGCCUCUCGGAAAUCUCCCUGUAUCAGUCACUCAGAUUGUGCUUCGUCAAUUCCCUGAGAAUAUUGGUCGUGGAGUUCAAACUCUAGAGUCGUUGCUUCAGAUCGUCGGAUCAUUGCCGCCGGACAGGAAGUUACAUACCAUUUGCAUGCGUUCAAUCAACGACUAUCUCGGAGCAAAGCCAUUUCUCUGGCGAGAGAAGAUGAAAGUGGCAGACACGAGAAGGAUAGAAACUUGGAAGAGGUUUAGGUAUAGUGUGAAGAAAAUGGUAGACUUGGGCGUUUCACUUUUAGAUCAACAGGGUGUCACUCUUGCAGACGUCCUCGGAGAGAUGGGCGCUUUUCCAGACGUGGAUAUUGAAGAGGAAAGGGAUGAUGAGAACGAUGUCUAGGA
Molecule: messenger RNA, 1334 nt
Organism: Alternaria rosae
Lineage: Eukaryota; Fungi; Ascomycota; Dothideomycetes; Pleosporales; Pleosporaceae
Exons: 2
Coding region: 25-1332 (435 amino acids)
Molecular function (GO): protein binding
Source: RefSeq, a predicted model, not a curated record